Molecule: messenger RNA, 1263 nt
Organism: Pelodiscus sinensis (Chinese soft-shelled turtle)
Lineage: Eukaryota; Metazoa; Chordata; Testudines; Trionychidae
Source: RefSeq, a predicted model, not a curated record
GACGCAAGAGUCGGAAUGGGUCUGCCUGAAGCAUUUGUUGCACGUCGCGGAGCGGCUUCCCUCGCCUGUGUGUGUCUAACGCUCUCCUCUCCCCGCGCAGGGGCAGAUCUGCAAGUGUGCGUCCCCAAGGGCUCCACCUGCUGCUCCCGGAGAAUGGAAGAGAAGUACCAGGCCACGGCCCGCGCCACCAUGGAGCAGCUCCUCCAAUCGGCCAGCAUGGAGCUGAAAUUCCUCAUCAUCCAAAACGCUGCGCUCUUCCAAGAAGCCUUCGAAAUUGUAGUACGGCAUGCAAGAAACUACACCAACACCAUGUUUAGGAACCACUACCAGAACAUGGGGUCCAGAGUGCUUAAGUUUGUCGGAGAACUUUUUACAGAUAUCUCGCUUUACAUACUGGGCUCGGACAUCAAUGUGAAUGACAUGGUCAAUGAAUUUUUUGACAGCUUGUUCCCUUUAGUCUACUCUCACUUGAUGAAUCGAGGCUUCCCCGAUCCCUCUGGAGAAAUGAGCGAAUGCCUGCGGGUAGCGAGGCGGGACCUCAGGGUGUUUGGUAAUUAUCCCAAGAUUAUGAUGACCCAGGUGUCAAAGUCGUUGCAGGCCACGCGGGCCUUUCUACAGGCGCUCAACUUGGGGAUCGAAGUCAUCAACAGCACUGACCACUUGAAGUUCAGCAAGGAAUGCGGACGAGCACUGUUAAGGAUAUGGUACUGUUCUCAUUGCCAAGGGCUCCUGAUGGCCAAGCCUUGUGCCGGAUACUGCAGUGUUGUGAUGCAAGGGUGCCUGGCGAGUGUGGUAGAGAUAGAUCACCACUGGAGAGAGUAUAUUCGGUCCCUGGAAGGGCUGACCAAAGGCAUGUACGGAAUCUAUGACAUGGAACAUGUCCUGCUCAGUCUCUUCUUGUUGAUACGAGACUCGGUCAUGUAUGUUCAGAAGAAUGGAGGGAAGCUGUCGGCAACCAUUAGCAAGUUCUGUGGCCAUUCUCAGCAGAGACAGUACAGAUCAGCCCAGAACCCUGAAGAACUUUUCAUUGAAAAGAAAGUACUGAAGGUGGCUCACAUGGACCAUGAAGAAACCCUGUCUAGUCGGAGAAGGGAGCUCAUUAUGAAACUGAAAUCUCACAGCAGUUUUUACAGCAGCUUGCCGGAGUACAUCUGCCACCACAGCUCCGCUGUGCAGAACGACACCCUUUGCUGGAAUGGCCAAGAAGUUGUGGAGAGGUACAGUCCCCAGGCGGCGCGGAACGGAGGGAAGGCGCAAGCGGGC